Penicillium salamii is the source of this 3816-nucleotide messenger RNA. NCBI's taxonomy places the organism in Eukaryota, Fungi, Ascomycota, Eurotiomycetes, Eurotiales, Aspergillaceae. The record is from the annotation of a GenBank genome assembly.
AUGGCCGAAUCCUCUUCCUCAAGCCUGAAAGAAAACAGGUCACGGCGCUCCUGGACAAUUUCAGCUGAAUCAAGCGCCAUGGAGAGCAACGGUCGAUCAUCCCCCGAGUCUACCGAACGACCGAAAACCCAGGGAGGAGAAGUAGAUUCCAGGGCUGGUCCCAGUGGAUUCUCCAAGCUCCUGGAGGCGCGUCGGAGGCGCAAGAAGAACAAGAAGAACCAGAAAAGUGACGAACCUCCCGUGCCAAGCGUGGUCCUGGACCAAGGCCUUCAAGAAAGCAGAUCCAACGAGUCGCGGGAUGGAAUCUCGGCAGCCACGUCGUCCGGCGCGGGGAGCUCUGGGCAACCGGAGGGUGAGGUCAUAAACUUAUUAACGGAUGAUUCGGAGCCCGACAGAACCCCACCGCUUACGUCGCAUAACUCCCAUACCGGAUUCUAUACCACCUCCUCACCAUUGAUCAAAACGACCUCGGUCGACGCCCAGAUGGGGGAAACGCACGCUGAUACCGAGUCAGCAGCCAGCGGUCCGAGUUACACUGGAUCCGAGUCGAACCCGAGUGAACGGAAAUCUAGGCGUCCAACUCAAUCGAGCUUGGCAUUGGAUGUACCCGAGGAUUCAUCGAGCAGGAAACGCAGUGCGUCCCCUGGACGACGCUUCAAGGACGCAUUUACCUCCGAGAAAAAGGCCCCAAGUGAGGACACGGAGACAGCAUCCACCAAGUCCGGGUCGAACAAGAGCCGCAGUCUGUUCGGAGGCAACCGACGGAGUAGUCUAUCCUCCAAGCGAGCUCAGGCCGCUACUGAGGAAGCCCCCCCUCUGCCAGCACCGAUCCGUACCGAUCUGAUGGAUAAUAAACCUCGUUCGCUCGAAGCGAGCCCCAUGCCGAACACCCCACCCCAUACCGCCAUUCCUGCUCCAGCAACCACCGUCACACCUCCUACCCCCACAGAGUUCAACGCGUUGAACCCCCAAUUUGUCUCCAACGAUGUGACCGACUCACCGGAGUCUUUGCAAUCGAGAAAUUCCAUAUCUGACGGAGUGGCCGGAGUGACCACCGUCAGCCCCUCAGGGAACAUGAUCUCCCACCGGCGGGUACGGUCGGCCUCUGCAGCUCACGGUCCCAGCAAGCUGUCAAAUUCCGUUUCGGCAUUAACGCCCCUGGAGGAAAAGGGCAGUGGAACGAAAAACUCGAAUUCUAACCAACAAAAUGGCUUCUUCUCGUCGGUAUUCUCUGUGGCCCAAAACGCGGCCUCCUCCUUAAGCAACAGCCUCAAUGCUCAGCAAAAGAACCGCCCCACAUCUCAACCCAUUGCUGCCGAGGCUGAUAAAUCCGCUUCUGACUCCGCCGAAGACAUCGAACAAUCAUCGGAACAAGGCAGUAAGAGCGAAGAGGGCAGGCGAUCUGCAGUGGAAACUCUAGGAGCCGGUGAUUUGAAUUUCAGUCAUUUGGACAUGGACGUACGGCCCGGGGAGUCAAUCACCACUGCCGAUGGCGUCGUCAUCACCAAGCCAGGAAGCCCAAUCGACAAGCGCAGAAAUACGAAUGUCUCUCGCCGAGACCAGGAAGCUGCUCAGCUUGAAGACAAGCGCGCUGCGCGCGCUGUGCAGGCAGCAUAUGAAAGGCCCGACAAGUCAGCGAGACCCUCAGAACUAUCUCUAAUUGGCGCUCCUGCGGAUGACGUUUUGGAGAUUCAAUCUACUACUUCUCUUCCCAAAGAUGGCCCAAUUCUGGGCGAUCAAACCCCGCCAACUGGGAGUGUCAUUGAUGGCGACCUGAGUGGAGGCAUUAAUCGUAGUGGCAGCGUGCGUAGCAGACUUGCACGGCGUCACCGAGGCUCUUCUGGGGCCACAAACUCAACCAUCGGCGCGAUUGGCAUCAAUGCCAUUGGCCUCGGUGCUCCUGGCGUCAACGCCAGCGCCCCUCGACUGACUGGUUUCGCUGUCGCAAGCAAAAAGCGCAACAGAGACUUCCACCAGCUUUUCCGGAGUGUGCCCGAGGAUGAUUAUCUUAUUGAAGAUUACAGCUGUGCUCUGCAACGUGAGAUCAUUCUUGCUGGCCGGAUUUACAUCUCAGAGGGACAUGUCUGUUUCUCAAGUAACAUUCUCGGAUGGGUUACAACUCUUGUCAUCAGCUUCGAUGAAGUUGUUGCCGUUGAAAAGGAAAACACUGCUAUGGUGUUCCCCAACGCCAUUGCCAUCCAAACUCUCCAUGCUCGUCAUACCUUCCGAAGUCUGCUAAGUCGUGAGUCUACUUACGACCUCAUGGUCAACAUUUGGAAAAUCAAUCACCCCACCAUCAAAAGUUCGGUCAAUGGUACCCGCGUCGCCGAAGGAACGGGUGAUAAGACGGAGAAGCUGGGCGAUGGAGAGGAGGAGAGCGAAUCAGAGAGCGACCCAUCUGAUGAAGAUGAGAUCUACGAUGAAGACGAGGAAGAGGACCAUGCCGAUAGCCUCUUCGAGGGCCACGCUAGCGCCAAUGCGAGCUCAACAUCCUUGCCAGUGCGAGCAGGCUUAAGUCGCAAGGCAUCGAGUCUCUCUGCAAACGCAGCAACACCCGCCGCCGGUACAAAUGGCAACAGCGAGAAGAAGACCGGCGAAAAGGGUGCCUCUAAAGAUGCACCCCCUGACUUCCCUGGUCCUGUCACUCAUGCUCCGACUGAAUACGUGGACCCCAAUGGUCAAUACGAAAAGGUUAUCAAGGAUGAGGUCAUUUCAGCGCCCCUUGGAAAGGUCUAUUCCCUUGUCUUUGGACCAGCCUCCAGCGAUUUCAUGACAAAAUUCCUGGUCGACAACCAAAAGUCUGGCGAGCUACAGUUCGAGGGAACAGCCAAGGGUCUGACAACGGAAAGCCCGACGAGAAACUACUCGUAUAUCAAACCUCUCUACGGCUCAAUUGGUCCCAAGCAGACUAAAUGUAUCAGUACCGAGCACUUGGACUUCUUGGACCUCGAAAAGGCCGUUUUGGUCACACUGAGCACGCAAACACCAGAUGUACCCAGUGGAAACGUGUUUUCCUGUAAGACAAAGUAUCUUUUCACCUGGGCUCCUAACAACCAAACCCGAUUCCUCAUGACAUGUACCAUUGAGUGGACAGGAAAGAGUUGGUUGAAGGGCCCAAUUGAGAAAGGUGCGAUUGACGGACAAGGGACAUUCGGUAACGAGCUCGUCAAAGCCCUCCAGGCAGGCGUCGUUCCUCGUGGGCGUGCCACCGGCGGCAAGGGCAAAGGUCGACGCAAGAAGGGUGAUCCCGCAGGACGGGAAUCUACCGCUGCAGCGUCAUUGAAGGUGGCCACUGACUCCAACACUGGGAAGGGGGAAUCAUGGGGCUUAUUCGAACCUGUUCGCCCUAUCCUGGAACCCUUUACCAGCAUCCUCAGCCCGCUGUGGAGUGGAAACGUCGCGGUCGUCCUGAUUCUCAUCCUCCUAUACAUGGCUUUCUUCCGAUCCCCAUCCUCUUCAUCUCUUGCCCACCAAGGUGGCUGUGCCGGCCACGGUCUACCACAGAGACUGGCCGCAUACGAGGAAAUGUGGCGACGCGAAGAAACAGAGCUAUGGAACUGGCUCGAGGAUCGCGUCGGCAUGGACGGAAUGGUUUUCCCAAAUGCCUAUCGCGCCCCAGAACCCCACCCCAGCCGAAGAUCAUCAGGCAGCGCAACCAACGAGCGUGAACUUGCUUCUCGACUCCGUGACGAAAAAGUCUCAGAUCGCGAAAUGGACCAUGCAAUCCGUACCACUCGUCAACGCCUCGAUGUCCUCGAAGAGAUGAUGAGCAAACGCAAGGUCCAGUGGGAUGAUGACCCCAAAUCCGAACUAUAA